AGGGGGCGCUGCUCACACUCACUGUCGUGUCCGGAGCCUCGGUGGCCGCUGCUCUGCUCUCACCGGGUCUGUCGCCUGAUUUCGGGAUGUUGGCUCGUGUUCGGGGCUGAUGUCCGUGUCUUUUCUCUAGUGUCUCCGUGGAGGGUCCCGGCUGCUCGCUUUAACGCCCCUGUCGGACUGUGUCUCCCGCUGUUUGUCCCGUAACCCGCUCCCUCCUUCCCCCGGGACUGUCCUGCUCCUGUGUCCGCGUUCAGAACCUCGUCCCCGGGCCUCGGAGCCUCGUCCCCGGGCUCUGGAGCGCGUUGGGCGGCAUGUGGAGGGUGACUCUGCAGGCCGUGGCGGUGCUGCUCGCUUCGUGGCUGCUCGGGAGCUGUGUUUGGGGCUGGUUUCAGACGAACGGCGCCGGUAAACCGCAGACACAGCACAGUGGACACCGGAGCAGCGAGGACCGGAGCUGCUUCUGCCAUCUGACAGGAGAUCUGGACGACUGCUUUUGUGACGUGGAGAGCAUCGACGUUUUCAACAACUUCAAAAUCUACCCCAAAAUCAAGAAGCUCACAGAGAGGGACUACUUCAGAUACUACAGGGUGAAUCUGAAGCGGCCUUGUCCUUUCUGGCCCGACGACAGUCACUGCGACAUCAAAGACUGUCACGUGGAGCCCUGUCCAGAGAGUAAAGUCCCAGUGGGAAUCAAGUCUGGGAACUACAACAAGUAUUCUCAGGCGGCGAACUCUGAGACGGAGGUGACAGAAUGUGAACAGGCCAAAGAGCUGGGAGCCAUCAACAGCACUCUGAGUAACCAGAGUAAGAAGGCGUUUGCCGACUGGGCGAGACACGAUGACGCUCAGGAGCACUUCUGUGAACUCGACGAUGAGACGUCUCCAGACGCCGAGUACGUGGACCUGCUCCUGAACCCAGAGCGCUUCACAGGAUACAAGGGCGCCUCCGCCUGGAGAGUGUGGAACAGCAUCUAUGAGGAGAACUGCUUCAAGCCGCGCUCCGUGUACCGCCCGCUGUACCCUCUGGCCCCCAGCAGAGGUGACGAUGACGGAGAGGCCUUCUACAACUGGCUCGAAGGUCUGUGUUUGGAGAAGAGAGUGUUCUACAGACUCAUCUCUGGACUCCACAGCAGCAUCAACAUCCACCUGAGCGCCGAGUACCUGCUCGAUGAGGGCUGGGGCCGCUCCGUGUGGGGCCCUAACCCGUCCGAGUUCCGGCGCAGGUUUGAUUCUUUGGAGGGGACGCGGCGCCUGAAGAACCUCUACUUCCUGUUUCUGAUCGAGCUGCGAGCGCUGUUCAAAGUGGCGCCGUACUUCGAGCGCUCCGUGGUUCAUCUGUACACGGGGAAGAGCCAGGAGGAUCAGAGGACCAAGGACCUGCUGCUGAAGCUCUUCACAGAGAUAAGGGCCUUCCCCAUGCAUUUUGAUGAGAGGUCCAUGUUCGCUGGAAACACUUUGGAGGCCAAGACCCUGAAGGAGGAGUUCAGGCUUCACUUCAAAAACAUCUCCAAGAUCAUGGACUGUGUGGGCUGCAGCAAGUGUCGCCUCUGGGGGAAACUACAGACCCAGGGCCUGGGCACGGCUCUGAAGAUCCUGUUUUCAGAACGUGAGAUCCAGAGUCUCCCGGAGCACAGUCCAUCCAGAGGCUUCCAGCUCAGUCGCCAGGAGAUCGUGGCCCUGGUCAAUGCUUUCGCCAGAGUAUCGACCAGUAUUUACCAGCUGCAUAAUUUCCGCUCGAUGCUGAACGAGGAGAGGUGACAUCAUCAGAAGGGGACGGAGGAAACUGCAGCGCGUGGAUUCAAGAUGGCGGCUGCAGGGUGUUCAUAGGAAAGAUGUGAGUGUUUCUGCCUCUAGAGAGCGCUCUCUGGACUUUUAAGGAGAGAGGAGGACUUUAGGCUCCUGUCUGCUUUUGUCUACACCUGUCUGCACCUGUCUACACCUGUCUACACCUGUUACGCCCUCUGCUGGUGUUAGCACGACCUACUUUCUACCCGAUGUGAGUCAUUUCUGCUGUUUUAGACAAAUACAAAGCUUCAAAUCUGGUCACAUUCUUCGCUCUUUUAGGAUCUAACCCAGGACUAAACUGGAUUUUACAAGGAAUUUGUCUGGACUCAGGUCUGUACUAGGAAUAUACUAGGUUUAUAUUAGGUCUACACCAGGUCUACACCAGGUCUACACCAGGUCUACACCAGGUCUACACCAGGUCUACACCAGGUCUAUAGUAGCUCUGAACCAGGACUCACCCACGACUGAACCACAUCUAUAUUAGGACUAACCCAAGACCUAAACCUGGAUUUUACAAGGAAUUUGUCUGGACUGAACCAGGACUGAACCAGGACUGAACCAGGACUGAACCAGGUCUGAACCAGGUCUGAACCAGGUCUGAACCAGGUCUGAACCAGGACUGAACCAGGACUGAACCAGGACUGAACCAGGACUGAACAUAUACACAUAUACCUCUAGGACUAACCCAGGACAUAAUCAGAUCUAAACCAGGUUUAGGACUUUGCUGAACUCUUAACUGAUGAUAUUUCAGACUGAAAUA
Molecule: messenger RNA, 2544 nt
Organism: Periophthalmus magnuspinnatus
Lineage: Eukaryota; Metazoa; Chordata; Actinopteri; Gobiiformes; Gobiidae
Gene: ero1b
Product: endoplasmic reticulum oxidoreductase 1 beta
Exons: 16
Coding region: 312-1757 (481 amino acids)
Biological process (GO): protein folding in endoplasmic reticulum
Cellular component (GO): endoplasmic reticulum membrane; endoplasmic reticulum
Molecular function (GO): protein-disulfide reductase activity; FAD binding; thiol oxidase activity
Source: RefSeq, a predicted model, not a curated record